Messenger RNA from Rhodofomes roseus, 717 nucleotides. RefSeq lists its product as uncharacterized. The coding region runs from base 1 to 717 and encodes 238 amino acids. The record is from RefSeq and is a predicted model, not a curated record. Lineage: Eukaryota; Fungi; Basidiomycota; Agaricomycetes; Polyporales; Fomitopsidaceae. The transcript has 2 exons.
AUGGAAGAUCUUCUCUCCAACCUCCUCGAGAAGUUCACGGCGCCGCGGGAGCCUCGACUGGACGAAGAUGCGUGGGCGAAACUGGCGGAUGAAGUCUGGACGUAUGAGAAUGACCGCGUGAAGCGAUGGCGCAGCGAGACCAGCACUCUCCUCAUCUUCGCGGGUUUGUUAUCCGCGGUCAUCGCAGCAUUCGUCAGCCAGUACUACGCCGUCCUCGCGCCACGACCCAACUUCAAUACGGCCAUCCUCGAGCGCAUCUCUGCGCAGCUGGACAGUAUGACCACUGAUUCCUUCGUCGCGAUCGCGGAUUCCUCGGGUUCGGCGCUCACUGCCGGCUCACUCGCCGACUCUUCAUUGACAGGCUUACCCUCACCACCCGCCGCACCUCGCUGGAUCGCUACUCUGUGGUUCAUGUCCCUAGUCAUCAGCCUCGGCGUGGCGUCCGUCGCCCUCGCUGUCAACCAGUGGUUGAACUUCCGCGCAGAACCAGCCGAGUUCCGAAGCACAGCCGAGAAACUCUGGACGUGGCACCUCCGUCGGGACGCGCUCAACAAGCGGAAGGUCGAACUCAUCGUGAGCCUCCUUCCCUGUUUGCUGCAGGUCGCCCUUGUCUUCUUCCUGAUAGGCAUCGCGGGCUACUUGAUGGUCUGCGGAGCCGACAUCGCUGCCUGGUCCCCGUCGGCCUCUUGUUUCUCUUCCUUCUUCCCUCCUCCCUGA